This is a messenger RNA of Alosa sapidissima (American shad), 1156 nucleotides long. It is a transcript of the gene cyb561d2, whose product is annotated as cytochrome b561 domain-containing protein 2. The record is from RefSeq and is a predicted model, not a curated record. Bases 269 to 937 code for a protein of 222 amino acids. Gene Ontology annotation, molecular function: transmembrane monodehydroascorbate reductase activity. Gene Ontology annotation, cellular component: endoplasmic reticulum. Lineage: Eukaryota; Metazoa; Chordata; Actinopteri; Clupeiformes; Clupeidae. The transcript has 3 exons.
UCGGAGAAUCGGAAACGCAACGCGUUGUGACGAAGUGACGAUGCGCAGCAAUUUGACUUUUUACGAAAUAUAGGGAUCAGGUAAUUCCCUCAUAAUAAUGAAACUAGUUUAUGUUAAAGUAAUAGCGACAGUAUCAUAAGUAAAAAUCGUUCAUAAUCUGCGUCACUGCUGUCUCUAGUUCCGUGAGUUCAAAUGAGACUACCGGCCUUUUCCCCAAUCGUUGAACUACAGUAGCCUUUGCUAUCUAACCCCAUUUCUGUCGAGCGCAAUGACACAGUCGGUGCAGUCGGAGCCUUGGAUUUACGGGGUCACAAGGUUUUUAUUCGCGUCUCUCACUCAUGUUGUAUCCACGGUGUUCACUGUGUUUGUGGCGUUGCUGUCCAGCCCGGGAUCGAGUCUGUUCUCCUGGCAUCCCUUUCUCAUGACACUGGCGUUUUCCUUCUUCAUGACUGAAGCCGUGCUGCUCUUCUCUCCACACUCUUCUCCUGUCCGGAAACUUUCCCAUAAGACCAAAGGCCGUCUCCAUUGGGUACUGCAAUGCCUGUGCGUCACCUGUGCCUGCCUGGGCCUAGGUGCCAUCUCCUACAAUAAACACUUGAAUGGCAAACCCCACUUCACGUCGUGGCAUGGACUCCUGGGCCUUGUAACCAUAGUGAUUGUGGGACUCCAGUCCCUUGCCGCCCUACCUUUGAUCUACAUCAAAUUGGCCAAGGGCUGGUCGUUGGCGAAGCUGAAGCGCUACCAUGCGGUGACAGGCCUCCUGACGUACCUGCUCGGAAGUGGCAGUCUUCUCUUAGGUCUCUGGUCAGCAUGGUUUACAGGCACGGUGAAUGGACAUGCCUGGUACCUGGCAGUGCUCUGUCCCUCUUUGAGUGCACUAGUGAUCAUGAGCCAGGUCACUAAUGCUUAUCUGGCCAGGAAACAGAUGAAGUCCUGACUGAAAGGAUGACCUGUUGGUCAGCUGCAGUAUUACUUUUGAAAAGGGAAUUAUAUCGUUUGGUCUUCACAAGAGCAAGGGCUUUUUUCAACUAAGGUAUUCAGUCAUUUUUGCUCAUUUUGACAAGAGAUUUCUUCUGUGUAAUUUUUUCCUUUUUACAUUCCACAACUUUACAUUCCACAGAUGAGGCAAACCUGUUUUGAGCAUGCAUAAAAUCAU